UUUGACAUGCGCUUUUCACAGUCUUCUCCUGGCUUUUAGUACAGAAGUCUGCAUUUUCUUCUCUGUGAAAUUCCCGAGAUUUCCUCCAAGUUGCCGUGAUGUCGCUGUCGCCAGGAGCCAAGGAGCGUCUCAGUCUUGUGUUUGGCGUUGUGAAAACAGUGUUCCAUUGGGGAUUCAUCCCAGGAGUUCUGUAUCUCGGCUUCACGAAAGGGUCAGAAGCUGGUGGUCCUCCACUCACAUUCAUGAGCCUCCUGUGGCAAUAGACUGUUCGCUUGAUGAGGAAAUUCGGCCAAAUGAGAGAUUCACAGAACCCAUCUGUUUCCACCUUGGGAGAACCUCUGGGCACGAUGGAUAGACUUUUCCACCAAGUCCGCCUCAUCAUCAAUCUUUCCUGAACACAUACAUGGAGUAAAUACAGUGUUUUGUUU
Phlebotomus argentipes is the source of this 428-nucleotide messenger RNA. RefSeq names its product mitochondrial import receptor subunit TOM7 homolog (gene Tom7). The transcript has 2 exons. Lineage: Eukaryota; Metazoa; Arthropoda; Insecta; Diptera; Psychodidae. Gene Ontology annotation, biological process: protein import into mitochondrial matrix. Gene Ontology annotation, cellular component: mitochondrial outer membrane translocase complex. The coding region runs from base 99 to 263 and encodes 54 amino acids. The record is from RefSeq and is a predicted model, not a curated record.